Amyelois transitella is the source of this 542-nucleotide messenger RNA. RefSeq names its product large ribosomal subunit protein eL28 (gene RpL28). Gene Ontology annotation, molecular function: structural constituent of ribosome. The transcript has a single exon. The record is from RefSeq and is a predicted model, not a curated record. Gene Ontology annotation, cellular component: ribosome; cytosolic large ribosomal subunit. NCBI's taxonomy places the organism in Eukaryota, Metazoa, Arthropoda, Insecta, Lepidoptera, Pyralidae. Gene Ontology annotation, biological process: translation. Bases 84 to 503 code for a protein of 139 amino acids.
UGACAUUCCUACAAAAUCUUUUUGUCUACGGACACGUUGUGAGCACGUUCUGUGAUUGUAGUUUUAUUGAGAAAACUGCAAAAAUGUCGUCCCAUCUUAACUGGAUGAUAAUUCGUAACAACAACGCCUUCUUGGUGAAGAAGCGCAACAUCAAAAAGCCAUUCAGUAAGGAGCCCAACAAUGUGACUAACCUCAACUCCUACAGAUACAACGGCUUGAUUCACAAGAAAGCAAUCAGCGUGGUCGAGAACCCUGACAAAAAAGGUUUUACAGUGGUUUACAAGAAAGCCAAAGCCACAAAUAAGCCUGUGAAGAACUCUGUACGCCGUUCCUUCAAAGCCGGCGCCAGGAGGUCACUUUUCAAAGUAAAGCGGCUGCUUCAGGCCAAUCACUACCGCACAGACUUGACGAAGGCUACACUCCGCCGCGCUUCUGCCAUCCUGAGAUCCCAGAGGCCGAUCAAGGCGAAAAAACCUAAAGCAGCAGCGGCCAAGACAGAAUAAGUUUUGUAUGUAAGAUUGCAAUAAAAAAUGUAAAAACCA